Symbiodinium sp. CCMP2592 is the source of this 6990-nucleotide messenger RNA. The record is from the annotation of a GenBank genome assembly. NCBI's taxonomy places the organism in Eukaryota, Dinophyceae, Suessiales, Symbiodiniaceae.
AUGUCUCAAAGGCCUAUAGGUCCAAGUGCUGAGGCGCCAGCUCCGUGUAGUCCAGGUCUUGCUGAGGCUGGAGGGGAGUAUGGGUGUGGUACAGCUGGGUGUGGGCAACAGGAAAGGAGGCAAACAGGUGUGGAAGGUGUGAGUGGUGUUGGGUCAAGCGAUCCAUGGUUUACAGGUGUUCAGAGAGAUCCCUGGGCGUUGUACGGAAGUCGUAUGCGUGCUGGAAUGGGACCUGUGGAGUCUCAUGUUAACAUGCCGUGUCCACCUUCGAGCGGUACGUCUUCAGUUGCGAGUGCAUGUGCUGGUAUUAGGCCAGUGGCGCCAGUUCCAGGUUUGUCAGUGCCUUCGGGUCCUGCGAGGAAUCUUUCGACAGUUCCGAGUCAAGGAUGUUGCAGUCAGGUUUCUGGAGAUAAUGCUAGUGCAGGGAGACAGCUGCUUGAUCGCAUGAAUGCGCGUGAGUUGCAGUCCUUGUAUGCAGAUCUUAGCCAAAGACUGAAUGUCCCUGUGAGUGGACAGUUCGUUCCUGAGAGAUUGGGGCAGUCGCCACCUGAUUUGAAUGUGCCAGCUUUUGUGAGACAUCAAGGUAACACGUUACCUGGUGUUCCAGCUGAAAAUGCGAGGAGCAGUGAAGACAAAGACGUCUUUAGUCGCAGUGAGAAGUGGCUAGGGUCUCCACCUUCGCCAAAUCAUCAAGCGUGGAAAGGGCGUGAAUCCGAAGUGCUGGGCAUGAAUGCCUAUAUUCACGAGUUGGUUGCAUGGGCGAAUCAAGCAAGUGUUGAGUUUGGAAAGGAGAUCGCUCAGGCCGCGCGAUGGCCUACACAGAUUGCAUGGAACACGUUGUCUAAGAGUCAACAAGCGCGAGGAGUUCGUUUGUUUAGUGUGCUGAAGGCAGCGUUUGCAGAUCAUGGGCGGAUAACUCUUAUGAUCCAAAGCUUCGGAGAAGGGCUUGACAUUGUUGCAGUCGCCAUGCAGGGAGAUGUUUUCGGGAACUCUCUUUCGUAUAUGGGUAAUGGUUUUGAGUUGCUUAGGCAGCUUGCCAAGGAGUUUUCUUUGAGAAGUCGUGCUGAGGCUAUGAGUCUCAGGGCGAUGCUGAUGGCAAGAACGUUUCGAGCGCAAGACUCGUCAGCUCCAGUUGCUGACACAGUGCGUCAGAUUGAGGUGGCAGUGGCAAGGUUUGUGCGUUUACUUUCGACGCUAGAUCCUAGAGAUGCUGCUGGGUUUGCUUUGACUGACAGUGAUCAGCUUACGCUUUUGAUGAGGUCUUUGCCUGAGAGCGCAAAGGCGUAUACGUUACAUCAUUCGCAGGGUGAGACAUAUGCCUCAUAUCGAUCUUCAGCUUUGCGAUGGGAACAUCAGCAGCGUUUGUUUCUUGAGUUGCAAGGGGCCAAAGGUUUGUUUGGCUUGCAUGAAACCGAGUUUUCUGAGAGCGCAGGUUCGCCUGAGGCAGGUGAGGGAAUGGAUGGUCACGUCUUUGGCAUGAGUGCUAGGCCUUCUGAUGCUGGGAGCGGUGUGAAGUGCAACCGUUGUGGCAAGAAGGGGCAUCAAGUGAAUCAGUGCACGGCAGACCUUUCCAAGGUUAAGUGCUUCAAGUGCGGAGAGAUGGGCCACAUAUCUUUGAACUGUGCCAAGGGCAAGCAGGGUGAUGUUUCUCAGUCGAGUGCGAGGCCUAAGGGUUCUGAUGGCAAAGGUGCUGCUGCGGCCAAGGGUCAAGAAACGGGGGUUUGGUGGUACACAGAUGCUGAUGAAUCUUUUUACACCGAGGAAGGUGAUGAGCAAGAAGCACAGCAGGUGGACUCCACUCUUGUGUUAUCUUGUGUCAUUGAGUUAACUGAUGAGCCCAAUACGCGUUUUGAAGCUGUCUGUGAAGACAGCGAGUCGGUGUCUGUUGUGCUCCAAGAGCAGUUGUGUCAACCUUUGUUGCAGUCGUUGGGUCAGUCGCUUGGAAGUGAGUUUUGGCUGCUUGACUCAGGUGCGUCAUGCUGUGUUAUCAACCAUGUGACGUUGAAGACGCUUCCGCAUGAUGAGUUGACUGCAUGUGGUUCGACGUUUAUGGCUGCGAAUGGGACUCCUGUUCCCUUUGAUGGUCGCUGCCAUGUUGUGCUAAAGGUUCGCACAAAGGAUUCAAGUGGAGCUACCAAGAAUGGUGUCUGCAAGAUUCCUGUGAUGGUGGGUGACACUCCUUACAAUAUCCUGUCAACGCGAACUCUUGGAAGGCAUGGUUGGCGUGUUGUCUUGGAUGAAGGCGUUUCUGUGUGUCAUGUGAAGUCGGGUGUUGAUAUGAUUGAUACCUGUAUUUGGUGUGACACGCCUUGGAUCCGCGUGAUUCCUCAUUCAGAAGGUGAUCUCUUGUUGCCGUCGGAUGCCUCAGUUGAUCCUGCUCCAAUUUCCUUGAUUGGACAUGUUGCAGUUGUUUCGCAGAAGACCAAGGAAGAUCUUGAAAUUCACAGAGCAAAGGGCCACAUGCCCUUCCAUCCUGAUUGCGAGCAUUGUCUGAAGUCCCGAGGUGUUACCCAACACAGGCGAAAGUCUGAGCGCGGAGUGGAAACAGAGAUUGUUGCAGAUUUUAUGUUUCUCGACUCUUCUGGAGAGACGAUCAGCGUAGCUGAGCGCCAGACAAGUAGCUCUUUCAAGGUCCUCGUCCUUCGUGAGGCCUUUUCUUCUUCUAUUGGGGCUGUGAUGAUAACUGAGAACAUUGCAAAGGACAGAGGUCUUCUUUUGAAGUGGCUUGCUGAGUUUGGGUUGUCGUCCUCACAGGCAAGCAUUGUGCUUUUGACAGAUUCCGAAGAAGCGGUGAAGUCGUUUGUUGCAGGUGCGUCGGAUAAGUACAUCUUUAUGGUGCGCAAGGCUGCGCCACAAGCUCAUGAACAGCUUGGUGGUGCGGAAAGGACAGUCCGGGUCCUUAAAGAAGGGCUAGCUACUCUGCAAAGUGAUUUUCAGUCGCUUGGUUGCGUUUUGUCGUUUCGGAGAGACUUGUUGCAGCUUGCACUUUCUUACCUGUGCAUGAGUGUGAAUUCGAAUGGCAAAGCUUUUGGCGGUGAACGCUCUCCAAAGGAGGUUGCAGUUGGUCGAAGGUUGCCAGAUACCCCUUUUGCGUUGUUUGGGUCCAAGGUGCUUGCUGAGGUCCCUGAGUCUGUGAAGGCUUUGUGCCCGAAUAUGUCGCGUUUUGAGGCGGCAGCUUUUCUUCACCCACAAUUUGGGUCGCUUGGGAGCUUGGUGUAUGCGCAUGUGCGUGUGGGCCAGGUCUUGACGCCAAAGGUGUUUGUUGCCAAGUCGAUCAAGCUUGUGUUUCCGAUUGAGCUUGUCUUCGAGUCGGGGAUGUUUGAAGUUUUGCGUCGUCGUGGUGAGCUUGGGCCUGAGAGAUAUGAAGCGUGGUUGCGGUCGCAAGUUGCAACAGAUGACAGCAUGGACGUUGAAGUGCCUGUGGCUUCGGAUGCAGAGGCUAUGCGUGAAGCUCUUUCUGAGCUAGCCGAGGAUGAGUCGAGGCAAGACCGAGCUGUGGAGGAGGCUCAGGGUUCUCCUUUGCCUCCCCCGGCCAAUGGGGACGCUGCUUCGUCUGAGGCUCCAGCGAGGAUUGUGAGCGAGGCGGCCCCCAGUGGUCGUGUUUUCACGCGUGGUUGUCCUGCGUGCGAGUCUGGCAUGAAUGCUCCUGGCAUUCGUCACAAUGCUGAUUGCAAGCGAAGGAACCAACAUCUCAGUGUUAGAUUUUCUGUUUCUGGGGAGCCCGAUGAUGACGAAGCUUCAUCCAGGCGUCUGCCUGAAAAUCUUGAAGGAGCUGCUGCUCCUGAGUCUGAGGGCAUUGGGGCUCUUGAUGAGGACACUGAGAUGCCGUUUGCCGAUCCAGUGUUGACUGGAAGUGAAGGCGGAGGCAGCCUAGAGGCUGAAGAAGUGCUUCGUGGAAGCAGUGCUGUGAAACGCUCCUCUGAAGUCCCGUUGGAAGAUCUGGAGCGUGAGAUCAGGCAGGACCAAGAAAGGGUUGCUUCAGUUAUGGUUACCUUCCACAAUUGCGAAACAGGGAAUGAUGUUCACAUGCCUCUUGCGAGUUUUGUUGAGCAGGCGUUCCAGGUUUCCAAUUAUGUCCCUUUGCUUUCAGGGCUUGUGGAUUCGGUUCAGUUCGCCCCGAACUCUACGAGUGUUGUUUUGCCGUUUGGAAAAAGAUCGCAUUUGAGACUUUGGAAGCCUAGUUCCGCUGUUGAUGACUCUACCUUGGGUGAGCUUUCAGGAGAUCAGGUCAUGGAAGGCAUGGUCAAAGAAGUCAACAAUUUGAGUCACAUGGAAACUGGGGAUCUGUUGACUGCUUCAGAACUUCAGAGUCUUGAGAAGAGGUUCCCAGGUACCUUGAAGGUCAUCCCUAGUCGUUGGGUCACGACGCAGAAAACACCAACUACAGUGCGAGCUAGGAUUGUCAUCAAGGAUAUUGCUGGCAAGAACUCAGAGUCUGCAAGGGCUUUGGGCAUCUCGAGUCCUACUCCUAGUGCCGAUGCUUUGUUCACGGUUCUUGGGGUUGCAGGUUGCAGAGAUUGCGUGAUUGCAGGUGCUGAUGUAUCUCACGCUUUCAUGGCUACGCCUUUGAGAGAAAGGGAUGUGGUGAUGAGGUUUCCUCUGUCAGUGUCUUCGGUUUCAGGGGAUCCUUUGUAUCUUCACCUCAACAAAGCCCUCAAUGGGCUACGCAAGGCUUCGCAAGAAUGGAUCUACUUCGUAGGGGAGACUGUGAAGGUUUUGGGGCUUCAAAGUUGCAGCUUAGAGCCGUGUCUGUUUUCAGGCAUGCUUGAGUCAGGUCCCUGUUUGCUGUUGGUCUAUGUGGAUGAUUUUCUGUGCAUUGCGCCAACAAAGGAGGAUGCAGAUCACAUCUUUGAGGUGAUUGAGAAGAAAGUUGAACUCAAGAGAACCGGGUUGAUCAAUUCUUCCAAGGAUGGCGGUGGCACUUUGCGGUUUAUUGGUAGGGUUAUCUCCAGGAGAAAGGGGGAGUCCUCUAUCACAGUGUCUUUGCCAGAAGAUUAUUUGGAUGAGACCUUCAAGGCUUAUGGUCUUUCGGGAAAAGGUUCCUCAAGUCCUCCAGAUGUUGCGGUUCAUGUUGAGAAGCAAGAUGGGGUUCCAUUGUCUCCUGAGGCGUAUGCCAGGUUCAGGUCUGCGUUGGGGAAAGUAGCUUGGAUGACGCAGACUCGUCAGGACUUGCGUGCUUAUGUGUCAAUCUUGGCAACGCAGCAAGCCACACCCACGAAUCAUACUGAGCAUGGUCUCCGAGCCUUGCUUCGAUUUCUGAAGAACGACAUGUGCGUGGUUGUGCGGUUGCCUGCUGCGAGUGAUGUGUUGGCUCCCUCGCAACACUACCAAGGAAAGAGGCACCUUGUGUGUUUCUCUGACGCAUCGCAUGCGCCUUUGAGGUGCACGAAGCGCCGUGGCAUCAGUGGAGGAGUGUUGACACUUGAUGGCUGCGUGAUAAAGACUUUGUGUCGUCACCAACAGCUUGUGUCGCUGUCGUCUAUGGAGUCAGAGCUGUUUGCGUUGCAGUCGGUUGCUCAAGAAAUGUCGAGUCUUGGAAAGUUCAUGGCAAGGGUCUUCAUGUCGUUUCGAGAAAGCGAGGAAGUUGAAUUGCCUGGGAUACUUUACAGUGACUCAGAAAGCGCUUUGAAGCUUCUUCGCAAUUUGGACACACCCAGACAAAGCAGACAUCUUGAGAUAAGAGUCGAGUGGCUUAAAGCUCGUGUCGCAGCGGGUUCUUUGGUCCUUGCGUUUAAGAAGGGAAUCGAAAAUCCGUCAGACCUCUUGACUAAAUGUUUGGGGUCCUCGGCUUUCGGGAUACAUCGCGAAGCGUUGGGCUUUGAGUCGCUGUCGGGACCACUUGCGUCUUUGUGCAAUCAUGAGAAGAGAUUGGUGAUGGUUGAAGUGUGCUGUCGACCGCAGUCGAGUGUUCAAGGUGCAUGUCGCAGAGUCGGGAUGAGUUACGUUGGCGUGACUGAGAACAUGCAGAGUGACAGCGUGUUCAAAGAGGUGCGUCGAUAUCUUCUGAACUUUGCGUGUGACUGCGUGUUUGUGCAUGUGUCCACGCCUUGCUCUUCUGGAUCUUACUUGCGUCGGUUCUCUGGCGGGAGCUCGUCGAAGUCGGAUUGGGAAUGGUUUGAGGUGUUUCCUUGUGUGUUGAAGUACUUGAAGCUUGGGAAGCACUCGAGCUUUGAGCUGCCAUGGAACAAUGAGAUUUGGCAACAUGACUUGUGCCAGAAGGUGCUGAAGAAGGCAGGCCACACGUUCGAUGUGCCGGUGAGGUUGUGCAUGACUGGUGUGCUAAGCAUGCAAGUCUGUGGCAAGUUGGGUGGACCGAAACAGGUUUUUACACUCCGAAACUCGCUGAUGCGAUUGUUCGAGGUGCGAACUCGUGCUGCCAUGGUUCUCACGACCGAUGAACGCAGGGAGCUGCGCCGUUUGCUGGAUAAGAUGGAUUCUGCAGAUGGCUUGGCUUCGACUGCCAAUACUUCUAUGACCGAUGGGACCAAGCGUCUCAGAGAUGUGGGUGGAUAUCCAGAGGAUGGGUCUACUGCAUCAGGAUCUGCUUGCGGUGCCCAGCUGCCGAUUUCAAAGGGAAGCGCAAAGGGUGCUGUGAGCACUCCCAAGUGUUAUGAAGACCUCGUCGAUGCAUUCGAGGGGGAAGAGUUUGGGGAUAGCGACAAUGUGAUUGUCGUGAGCUAUGCAGGUACUGAGGUCACCUCGGUGCCACUUCCAAGUAAUCUAUCUAUGGAGGAUUGGGGUCGGACAAUCUGCGAUCUGCCAAAGGUCCAGAAGAAUAAGAUGUGGUUUAAGAAGUCCUAUGCGACCUUGGUCAAGCUUGCCAAGGAGGAUAGCGACCUUGCAAGCUACCUCAAUUGGAUCAAGGAGAAAUUUGGUCGCAAUUAUGAUCCGACGACCUCCUCCAGUCAGUCCUCGGACCUUGCGGGGUAUUUGAUGAGGAUUGGUUUUUCAAAGCAGAAGGGAUUCCAGCGCAAGUUGGCGGAGGAGUAA